AUGAGUUUCAAAGAAAAGGUGAACAGAAGAACUGCCGACUUAGGGAGGCUUAUUGUUGAAUGCCAAACGCAGGUAAGCUUACUAGUGAGUUUAACCUGGGCUGUAAACAAAUCAAGGGGGAGAAAAACUUAAUUUAAAAAAGGAGGAAGACAUGCAAGGAAUUUAUGCCCAUCACACUAUUCCAUAGCCUUAGCCGUAGCCUUGUUGGAUCAGUGUUACUUGACAAAUUUACGCAGAUCUAAAUGCCCUUCUCUGUAGCCUAUCAAUUUGACAAAAAGGAUUUGGUAUAAGCAGCAACGCCCCAUACCCCAGCAAACGAUUUCCGACACAGGCUCUGCGAGUGAAGUGACCGAUACUUUGUCUUACAUGAGAUGGUCACGGGACCUUUUUAUGCUUCUCCCCCUUUUAUUAGCAAUUGCAAUUGCUCAACUUUUAAAUUAUUUUAAUCUAAUUUGAUAUUUUUAGGAUUUAAGUGGCAGUCUCCCUGAAAGCGGUCCACUUGAUUUCACGACCAAAAAUAGUUUGCCUUUAUUUUUUGUCGGUGAAGAGGGUUUAGUAGGUAUAUACUAAAAUCCCUUUUUUUGUUUUCAAAUUCAGUUUUGGAUAGGCAGUUGCUUAUAGGAGGUGGUUGCACAUGGAGGUUCGACUGUAACUCUAUUGCACAAAAGCAUAUAUUUAUUAACUGUUUUAUUUUACUGAUCAAACCAAUUUUGUGGUGCAUUUGAGUGUUUGAGAAAACUCUCUUUACAGAUAAUUAAUCGAAAUUUAGUUGUUAAGAAUUAAGAAAAAGAAUUCCCCAUGACAGUUCUGAAGGUGAACCCAGUGCAGCUCGGCCAAUCGCAAGAUAGUGAAAUGUACCAAACACUAGAAAUCCUGUGUUGUGUAUGCUGUAGUUAAUUUUUUAUCUCAGGUACUUUUUAUUUUCCUUUGUUUCAAAUUAAUUAGCAUACUUUACCAUACCCAAAAACAAAAGGAAAGCAAAAAUAAAAAUAAUUAUUAACUACAACAUGUACAGUGUUCGUGCUGUGCUAUGCCUGAUCCUAUCUGCAUUAACUGGACUGAAAAUGUGACAACACAACUUAGGAUUUCUAGCACUGCUGCAAAGCUUUCACAUAAAAUUAAAAUAUAUUCAAAAACAGCCCGAGACACUUGGAAGUGUCUCUCCAUAAGUGGCCAAGAAUUGGUAGGACCAGCAGCAGUUUUGCAGAGGCAUAGUUCGACUGGCAAGUGAAACUUAAGAAGAAAAAAAGGGAGAAUUUUGCAAGCAAUGGAUAUUACACGUGAAAAGGUUGAUAUCUCCAUCACACAAAAUUAAGUGAACAAUCACUAUUGCUUAUUGCAUAAUGAUGUAGGAGUUUUGUUAUAAAUGGUUGAAAAUAUUUUGUGAUUUAUGUCACUCUUCCCUGGCCUGUUUACAAGGCAGCUUACGGCAAAAUCGGGUCCAUGUUUUUCCUUCCCACAAGCAAUUCAUUAUUUUAUUAAUGUGUCACCACUUAUAUAAACUUUUCUAAAACUAAGGUAAGCCCAAACCAAGCUAUUUCCUUUGCAGAGAAGGUCGUAGUGUUACCACACAUAUAUUACUGAUCUCUCUGUUUCCUGUCAAUUUAUGCAAAAUAUAUGCAACUUAGUUGCACUUAUCUUGCAUUCCUAUUUUUGCUGCCACACGAAUAACCAGACAAUUUGAAUUCUGAGCUUUUCGUUGUGCUACAUAAGUUAUAUUGCAGUGUAUAGUAACACAAAUCACUUCUUACAUUGAGAUAGAUAGCCAGUUCUCCUGGCAUUGAGUGAGCUAACAGUCUCCAAAAAUAAUACAGGUGUCCAAUUGUCACUUUCAAAUAACAGAUCUGAGAUAUACUUAACAGGUGCUUAUUUGAUUCACAAAAAGUCAUUAAUAUUUCUUGAUGGAAGUUGUGGCUAAAAUUGACUCCCAACGAAGUUCUAUUCCUUUAGAGUUAAGUGAAAAUCAGCAGCCGUCUGUUAAUUUAUUGUAUCUAUAAGUGCUGUACCAAUUGACGUAGCCAAGGGAAAGUUGUCCAGCAUACAAUAGUGCUCCUCAAUUGUUUUGUAGGUGAUGUGUCCUGUUCCCCUGGAAAGCAGUUAAGGAUUUGUUAAGGAUGGCACUUCCCCUCUGUAUACUGGCACUUCACCUCUAUAAUUUGGACAUCUCCUCAUCCAGACAGUUCAUGCCAAACUUCAUACAUCUCAUACCAUAAAUGUCAAUAAUAUAGGUGCCUGUAAUGUGGCCAUUACAGAUGCUUUAUCAAACUUUAUGCAAAUUCCUACCAACAUAAUAUAGCAGUGGGCACAUCUUUGUACUACAAGCAGUUUCUUGGUCCCAGAACUGCCAAAAUGCAAAAUUUGUUUGUUUGUCAAUUUUUAAUAUUUGUAAAUUUCUUAGGUUUGUUUUCCUUUUUUGUGUUAGGCUCUUCAGUAUGGAAGCUGUGUGUCACUUAAGGAAAACAUUACAAAACAUGCUUGUGAGAAGGAGUUCCAGGCACUCAAAGCCUGCAUCAAACAAGUGGUUAGAUAA
Molecule: messenger RNA, 2530 nt
Organism: Porites evermanni
Lineage: Eukaryota; Metazoa; Cnidaria; Anthozoa; Scleractinia; Poritidae
Source: the annotation of a GenBank genome assembly